This is a messenger RNA of Anopheles darlingi, 2631 nucleotides long. RefSeq names its product anoctamin-1-like. The coding region runs from base 1 to 2631 and encodes 876 amino acids. NCBI's taxonomy places the organism in Eukaryota, Metazoa, Arthropoda, Insecta, Diptera, Culicidae. Gene Ontology annotation, cellular component: plasma membrane. Gene Ontology annotation, biological process: chloride transmembrane transport. The transcript is spliced from 7 exons. The record is from RefSeq and is a predicted model, not a curated record. Gene Ontology annotation, molecular function: protein dimerization activity; chloride channel activity.
AUGGUGCAUGACGAUCAGUCCGCUAUACCGCUGCAAGAACAGCAGAAGGAGCUGCUCCGUUCGCAACAGCAGAAUCAUCAGACUGAAGUCCCCUCAGUGAUUGAGAUCAUGUCCACGAUGCCAACCGAGGAAAUGACAUGGAGGUACUUCCAGGACCAGAAGCGUAUUGUCGAUUUCGUACUGGCAUUCAAUAGUCAGACCGUUACUGAUACGGACCAGAUCGCGUACGCCAAGCGCAUGCUUUUCCAACAGAACCUUGAGCAAGAAGGUUUGCAAAUCGAGACGGAGAGCUGCCAACGGAUACACUUUGUGAAGAUUCACGUCCCGGAACAGGUGCUGUCGCAAUACUGCGAGUUCCUGAAGACUAAGAUGCCGAUGAAAAAGCUAGCGAAUCAGGACAAGAUCAUCAUACGGGAUUUCAGCAUCCAGAGCAUGUUAGACUGGCUGUUCUGCUGGUCGCUACGUAACUCCAACCGCAUCCACCAGGACAUUUUCAAGUCAUCCGAGUACCGGCUGCUGUACGAGUACUCGCGUAAUAAGCCAUACCUGUUCGAUGACCACGACCCAAACUUCUUUACGCCAAGCGUUCGCAUCGCGGUGGUUAACUUCAUUCUUAAACGAACGUCCUUCAGUGACAACCAGAAAAAAAAGAAGUACAUUGGUAUCCAACGGCUUAUUGAAGAUAAGGUGUACCUGGACGCGUACCCGUUACAUGACGGUUGCACCGACGUAAAGUCAAGGUGCCAGCGAACGCUACUGCUGCAGAAGUGGGCUUCGAUCAAAAAGUGUGUCAAGCCGCAGCCCCUCGAUCAUAUCAAGGAAUACUUCGGCGUCAACAUUGCUAUGUACUUCGCCUGGCUCGACUUCUACACUCACAUGCUGAUACCAGCGGCGAUCGCUGGACUGAUAUGCUUCUUCUAUGGAUUAUUCACUUACGGGAAUAACUGGAUGAGCCGGGAAAUCUGCCGUGACGACAGCACAAUUAUGUGCCCUCAGUGCGCCGAGAACUGUGAUUACUGGUAUCUGAACAGCACCUGUACUAUCUCGAAGUUCGCUCACAUUUUCGAUAACGAUAUGACAAUUUUCUUCUCCGUCUUUAUGUCUAUCUGGGCCACCAUUUAUCUGGAAAUGUGGAAAAGGUAUUCGUCGAAGAUACAGCACCGCUGGGGCAUUACCGAGUACAGCUCGAAGCUGGAGCCACCGCGACCCCAGUACCUCGCGCGACUGGCCGACGUAAAAAAGUCGUCGACUUUCAACGUUGUCACCGGUACCCACGAACCGUCACCACCGUUUUGGACCAAAAAGUUCCCCAGUUUUGUCUUCAGCUACUCAGUGAUCUUCCUCUGUAUGUUACUGACCAUUGCCGCCGUAUUCGGUAUCAUCGUGUACCGCAUGUCACUGAUGACCUCGCGCAACAUCUACGGCGUACAAGGUUCGCCGUUAGAGAAGCUUAUUACAUUUCCUGCGGUAACAGCGACCAUCAACCUGGCCUUCUCGACCUUCAUCUCUUGGCUCUACAAGCACGUGGCCGUAUAUAUGACCAACAUCGAGUAUCGGCGAACGCAAACCGAAUAUAACGAAAGUCUCAACCUGAAGAUCUAUCUGUUUGAGUUCGUUAACUAUUAUAGCUCGAUUUUCUACAUCGCGUUGCUGAAGGGCAAGUAUCCCGGCUACCCAGGCAAAUACAGCCAAUUACUUGGCCUGCGACAGGAAAAGUGUAGCCCGGGUGGUUGCUUGAUGGAGCUGUGCAUUCAGUUGGCUAUUAUCAUGAUAGGCAAACAGGCAAUCGCUGCAGUCAAGGAAAACAUCAUUCCGUUCCUAGUGCAAAAGUUCAAGGAGUUCCGAAGCGUUCUCUGCAUCAGGGUGCAAGAUGACGAGCAGUUGAUCUCGUACAAUCAGUGGGCUAAGGACUUCAAUCUUAUCAACUGGAAUGAUCGAACCCUGUUCAAAGAGUACUUAAAAAUGGUCAUACAGUAUGGUUUCAUUACGAUCUUUGUGGUUGCAUUUCCGCUGGGACCACUCUUUGCUCUGCUGAACAACGUGUUGGAGACGCGGCUCGACGCGAGAAAGUUCCUGCUUUACUACAAACGUGCAGUACCUCAGCGUGCACGUGAUCUAGGCAUCUGGUACAAUAUUAUGCACGUUGUCGGGAAGUUGGCAGUCAUCACUAGUGCCUGCAUCAUCGCCUUUUCCUCCAACUUUAUACCUCGGAUGAUGUACAAGCUCACGGUGAGCUCGACAGGCACGCACGAAGGGUUCAUCAACCAUACGCUCGCCUACUUCAACGUGGCCGACUUCGAGGAUAACGUUGCACCUUUAACGAGCAAGUAUUCAAACGUCACCAUCUGCCGAUAUUCGGGUUAUCGGAACCCACCUGACCACGAGCAGCCAUACGAGCUGACCACAAUGUACUGGCAGAUACUUGCGGUACGGGUGGCGUUCGUUGUGAUCUACCAGAACCUGGUUGGCUUCAUGCAGAUCGUGUUGGCGUGGGCUAUCCCGGACGUGCCGGAGUGGCUGCAAGAUCAGAUCAAGCACGAGCGGUAUCUCACGAACGAGCACAUCAUCGAACAGGAAAAGCUGAAGAUGUUGAAUAUUGCUAGCGCUGCCAGCAACAGUGAGAAGUCAUGA